Molecule: messenger RNA, 1953 nt
Organism: Clupea harengus (Atlantic herring)
Lineage: Eukaryota; Metazoa; Chordata; Actinopteri; Clupeiformes; Clupeidae
Gene: pptc7a
Product: protein phosphatase targeting COQ7 a
Biological process (GO): protein dephosphorylation
Cellular component (GO): mitochondrion
Molecular function (GO): protein serine/threonine phosphatase activity
Source: RefSeq, a predicted model, not a curated record
GGCAGCCGAAUUAGAAUUGCGUAAUGCGUCGUGACGUCAAACAGUCACAAGACUAGUAGAUACUGUCUAUGAUCGCUAGCGGCAGCAGACAACCGUAGUGAUCACCAUGGAGUUGAACGAUGGUCCCUGCUCUGUCCGGUUUGUUGGCACAGCCAGUGGAAGCAACUGAAUACUCGUAGACAGGUGUAAUUGCAUCUCUCCAUUGCUCUGGGAUUUCAGUGAAGAGAGCUUCAUCUGUGUGAACCUCGCAGGAUUCGGAUGUUUUGAGUGUCUCUGCAACAUUAACUAGCUCAUAGCACGCUAGCUGACAUCGACCGUGAGGUGCUAGCGACGCUGCGGAGCUCCCUAGCCAGCCCAUCGGCAGGUUAGUGAGAGCAGGAGGUCCCCGGGUGAUGUUGUCCGUAAUCUCUUACGGUAGACUGGUUGCCAGGGCUGUCAUCGGCGGUCUUUCCCAAACAGAUAGCCGCGAUUACAGCCUUGUCACGGCAAGUUUUGGAUUUGGGAAGGAUUUUCGCAAGGGGAUUCUGAAGAAAGGGAUGUGCUAUGGUGAUGACGCCUGCUUCAUUGCCCGACACAAAUCUGCCGAUGUAUUAGGUGUGGCAGAUGGUGUUGGCGGGUGGCGUGACUACGGCGUGGACCCCUCUCAGUUCUCGGGCACCCUGAUGAGGACGUGUGAGCGCCUGGUGAAGGAGGGCCGCUUCAUGCCCAGCAGCCCCGUGGGCAUCCUCACCACCGGCUACUACGAGCUCCUGCAGAACAAAGCUCCUCUCCUCGGCAGCAGCACGGCGUGUAUCGUGGUGCUGGACCGGCACAGCCACCGGCUGCACACGGCCAACCUGGGCGACUCCGGUUUCCUGGUGGUGCGCGGGGGCGAGGUGGUGCACCGCUCGGACGAGCAGCAGCACUACUUCAACACGCCCUUCCAGCUGUCCAUCGCACCGCCCGAGGCAGAGGGCUCCGUGCUCAGUGACAGUCCUGAGGCUGCAGACAGCUCGUCCUUCGACGUCCAGCUGGGUGACAUCAUCCUCACGGCCACAGACGGCCUCUUUGACAACAUGCCAGACUACAUGAUCCUGCAGGAACUCAAGAAGCUCAAGAACACCAACUACGAGAGCAUCCAGCAGACAGCGAAAAGCAUUGCUGAGCAGGCCCACGUUCUGGCUUAUGACCCAAACUACAUGUCUCCCUUUGCACAGUUUGCCUGUGACAACGGACUGAAUGUCCGAGGAGGGAAGCCAGAUGACAUCACGGUGUUGCUGUCCAUUGUGGCGGAGUACACAGACUAGCGGUGGUCAGGCGGCGCUAACCGCACUAACCCUCCGCUUCCUCUGGGCUCUGGCUCCACGCUGGACCAGCUUGUGGCCAUUCGACUGGUUUCCUGCAGGCAGGAUCUGGGACUACUGUUGGUCGUCGGCUCGUUCAGUCACGCAUUGUUUGGUAAUGCUAUCGUUUUUCGGCACACCCUCCAUCUCUUUUUUUUUUUUUUUUUUUUCCUCAGUUCACAUCCCACCCCACCCCACCCCACUCCACCUUACCUCACCGCACCACUCCGCCAUCACCCUGUCAUCCCUGUGGCCCCAUCCCAACCCUUGCCAAAGCUGAAGCUGGUCCCACCUGCAGUCUCGUGAAUCUCGUCUCACCUCUGAGAUAUGCAGAGAGAGGCGGGUCUGUAGGUUGGUCGGGGGUUGAGAGUGUGAGGAUGGCGGAGGUCGGCCCAUAGACCCACCCGAGUUUGAGUUCUGUUUUGGUUUUUAACAAAUGAAGGAGGAGCCAGAAGAGAAGCCCAGUCUGGAGGGAGGAGUCGCCAUGGAGACGGCCAUGUUGAUACGCAUCUAUGCAUGAAGGAACAGAGGACACAGAAUGUGGAGGGCUGAAAGGGAGAUAUCCUCAGAUAUGACAAAACAAAACGGCAAUGCCUUGGCUCGCUUACCCUCUUGCGUUUGAAAAAACACA